Molecule: messenger RNA, 1842 nt
Organism: Mesorhabditis spiculigera
Lineage: Eukaryota; Metazoa; Nematoda; Chromadorea; Rhabditida; Rhabditidae
Source: the annotation of a GenBank genome assembly
AUGGCCGACAAUCAGGAGUACUCGGCGGGCCGAGUGUUCCCCUCAUUGCCUCGAACGACUCGCGGCCAGCCGAUCGUCCUCGGCGCCGGGGCCAAGGGCGACGAGAUUAUUUAUUGCGCCGGCCAUUCCGUGUACACGGUGCGCAUCGCGGACAACGUGUGCACGGAUGUCUACACCGAGCACUCCCAUCCGACGACCGUUUGCAAGCAGGCUCCAUCCGGAUUCUACAACGCGUCGGCGGAUAGCGUCGGGAAUGUUCGACUAUGGGACACCACCCAAAAGACCCACAUCCUGAAGAACCAGUUCCAAAUGAUCGCCGGCCCGAUCCGAGACCUUGUUUGGUCCGACGACUCAAAGCGAUUGGCUGCUGUCGGUGAAGGCCGUGAACGCUUCGGCCACGCCAUCCUCUUCGACACGGGCACCUCAAACGGAGAUCUCUCCGGCCAAUCGCGCCCCGUCUCUUCGAUCGACAUCCGCCCCGUCAGGCCCUAUCGGCUGAUUACCGGCUCGGAGGACAAUACCGUGGCAAUCUUCGAGGGCCCUCCGUUUAAGUUCAAGACCCUCUUCCACGACAUUCACACCCGAUUCGUUUGGGUGGUCAGAUACGCGCCGGAUGGUCAGCUCUUCGCUUCGGCGUCUGCCGACGGAAAAGUGGUGCUGUUCGAGGGAACUAACGGCGAGAAGGUGGCCGAGCUGAUCGACGAGAAGGCUAAGGGCAACGCCCAUACCGGCAGUGUGUUCGGGCUUUCGUGGAGCCCUUGUGGCCAGAAGAUUGCGACGGCAUCUGGGGACAAGACUGUCAAGAUUUGGAAUGUUGCCGAGCGAAAGCUCGAACAAACGAUCACGUUCGGCAACGCGGUAGAAGACCAACAGCUGACGGCUCUCUGGACGAAGGAAGGCCUCAUCUCGGUCAAUUUGGCCGGUUUCAUCUACAGGCUCGAGGAUGGCCAAAUCAAGAAGACGGUCUAUGGGCACAACAAGCCGCUUACUAACGUCGUCCUCAGCGCCGACAAGGGCCAGCUGCUCACCUCGGAUUCAGAUGGUCACAUCACGCGUUGGACGUUGGCUUCUGGCGACUCGAUCCGUGUCACCCCUCAAAUCCACAAAACACAGAUCUCCGGAAUGGCGUUGACCGCCGAUGGCACCUUGAUCACCGUCGGCUUCGACGAUUCGCUGCAAUUUGCGAAGAAUGUGCUCGAGGGAAAUGCACAGGUGAAGCCGGAAGCGACGAAGCUUUCCUCACAACCGCUUGGCGUCGCUUCAAACAAGGACGGAAGUCUGGUUGCCGUUGCUUGCAACAAAUCUGUGGCCGUCUUCAAGAAUGGCUCGAAAUGCUGCGAGGCUCCGAUCAAAUACGUGGCCACCUGCGUCGCUGUCGCCGAGGCGAAGGGCUACGUUGCUGUUGGCGGCGACGAUCAGAAGGUCCACAUCUACAAGCUCGCUUCCGGCGCGCUCAACGAGGAGAAGACGCUCGACCACAGCGGCCUCCUGACGGCCCUCGCCUUCUCGCCCGAUUUCGAGCACCUGGCCGCCACCGACGCCAACAGGAAAGUAGUCGCCUACGCGGUGGGCAAGGACUUUGUGCGCGCCAACGAGAAGGAAUGGACAUUCCAUACCGCUCGCGCCAAUUGCGUAGCAUGGGCCCCAUCCGGCCGUCGACUUGCUACCGGUGGUAUCGACACGAAUGUGAUUGUCUGGGAUCUGGACCACAGCGGAGAACACCCGAUUAUCAUCAGGGCGGCCCACCCGAUGUCUCCUGUCAAUGGUGUCGUGUGGCUCUCCGAUUCGACCCUCUACUCCAUCGGCCAAGAUUCCAACAUCAAGGAAUGGCAUCUGAAGGUC